Messenger RNA from Bufo gargarizans (Asiatic toad), 5781 nucleotides. RefSeq names its product multiple EGF like domains 6 (gene MEGF6). Lineage: Eukaryota; Metazoa; Chordata; Amphibia; Anura; Bufonidae. The record is from RefSeq and is a predicted model, not a curated record. Gene Ontology annotation, molecular function: scavenger receptor activity; calcium ion binding. The transcript has 36 exons. Bases 1 to 4422 code for a protein of 1473 amino acids.
AUGGAGCCACUUGGAUCUCAUGCGGCAGAGGCAGAGCUGAACACCUGCGAUGUCAAUGAAUGUGAAAAUAGUAAUGGCGGAUGUGAAGUGCAAUGUUGUAACACCAUCGGGAGCUUCUACUGCAAGUGUCCUGAAGGUCAAACUCUGAAAGAAGACGGAAAAACCUGUCAAGAUGUCGAUGAAUGCCAAGUCCAUAAUGGAGGAUGCCAGCAGCGGUGUGUCAACACCCCGGGGUCAUAUCACUGCGAGUGCAAAUCGGGCUUCCGUCUCCAUGCAGAUAGCAGGUCAUGCAUUACGCUGUACUCCUGCUCCAUGGGAAAUGGCGGCUGUGAGCACAACUGCGUCCAGAUCACCGUGGCUCAUUACCAGUGUCGCUGCCGACAGAAUUACCAGCUGAAGGAAGACGGCAAACGCUGCGAAUUGAAUAACCCAUGUUCAACCAGAAACGGAGGCUGCAUGCACCAGUGUACCAACGAUGGAGGACGGGGGAAAUGCUCGUGCCACCCCGGGUACAGGCUGGCAGCUGAUGGAAAGACAUGUGAAGACAUUAAUGAAUGCGUGACCGGCCUGGCCAUGUGUGCUCACAGCUGUCUCAACACUCGAGGUUCGUUCCACUGCGGUUGUAGCCCUGGAUAUGAGUUAGGAGCUGAUGGGAGACAGUGCUACAGGAUAGAAAUGGAAAUCAUCAACACUUGUGAGAUCAACAAUGGCGGCUGUUCUCAUGAAUGUCGACACAGCAGCACUGGCCCCAUGUGCGUCUGUCCGCAGGGGUUAGAUCUGGACACUGAUGGAAAGACGUGUGUAGAUGCCGAUGAGUGCGCCAAUGGUGCUUCCUGCUGUCAGCAAGAGUGCUCCAAUUACGUCGGGGGCUACGAGUGCGCCUGUUACUCUGGUUACCGUCUCAACAUGGACGGCUGUGGAUGUGAUGAUGUAAAUGAGUGCUUAUCUAACAAUGGAGGAUGCCAUCAAGUUUGCGAAAAUCUUCCUGGAUCGUUCCAGUGUAGCUGUAAUCCUGGAUACAGACUGAACACUGAUGGAAAAGGCUGUAGUGGUCUUCAGGAAACUAAUCCCGGGCAGCACCCUGCUGAACACUCCAUUCCUCAGGUGACAUUAUUGCGGGAUGAAUUCUCCCAGAUAUUUGAUGAUGAUUAUGAUGAAGAUGAAGAAGCAGAACUGCGAGGAGAACACACACUGUCUGAGUCAUUCGUGUGUUUUGAUGGCACGUUUGGCCCAGACUGCACGCUGACCUGUGACGACUGUCAGAAUGGCGCUACCUGUACCAUAGAAGAGGACAGCUGUGUGUGCACUGCAGGGUGGACUGGACUUAUCUGCAACCAGACUUGCCCAGAAGGAACGUUUGGUCUGAAUUGUAGCCAGAAAUGUAACUGUAAAAAUGGAGGAACGUGUGACGCCAUCACUGGCCAGUGCCGCUGCCCCCAGGGAGUGAGCGGGGAGUUCUGUGAGGAUGGUUGCCCAAAAGGAUAUUAUGGUAAAAACUGUAAGAAGAAAUGUAACUGCGCCAACAAGGGCCGAUGCCACAAGAUCCAUGGAGCCUGUCUGUGUGAGGCUGGCCUGUAUGGACGUUACUGCCACUUAGUUUGCCCGAAGUGGACUUAUGGACCCGGCUGUUCGAAAGAGUGCACUUGUGUACAGAGCAACACACUGGAAUGUGGUAAAAGGGACGGGAUGUGCACCUGUAAACCCGGCUAUCAGGGAGCAUCCUGUGAAAAUAAAUGCGACUCAGGAUUUUAUGGAGUUGGCUGCAAAAAUAAAUGCACCUGCCAGCAAGACAUAUCCUGUGACCACACAAGUGGGAAGUGUCUGAAACAAUGUCCUCAGGGAUACCACGGGGAAAACUGUGACCAAGAAUGCCCGGCAGGGACAUACGGACUGGACUGUCUGAAAUCCUGUUCUUGUGGAGGAGCUCCGUGUCACCACGUUGAUGGAACUUGCAUUUGCCCAUCUGGUAAAACUGGCUCAGACUGCUCUAAAGAUUGCCCCAUAGGAAGAUGGGGGGACAGCUGUCAAGAGAUCUGUCCGCUGUGUGUCAAGAAUGGCAGCUGUGACCCUGCCACAGGAAAGUGUAUCUGUAAGCCGGGAUACACUGGAGAUCACUGCAGGGACAGCUGCCCCGCUGGUUGGUUUGGGCAUGGCUGCCAGUCACGAUGCCUCUGCCAAGUUCAUAGCGAGUGUGACUCUGUAACCGGCAGGUGUGCCUGCCCACCUGGAUUUACAGGACACAACUGCAGGAGAGCUUGUGAUAGCGGUUACUGGGGUGCGGACUGUGUUCAUAGCUGCAACUGCAGCAACAGUGACUGGGACUGUAACCCUGUGACGGGGGAUUGUGUCUGUGAAUCCGGAUACACUGGAAGGCAGUGUGAUCAGAAGUGCCCAGCCGGCUGGUAUGGUUCAGACUGCAGGCACCAGUGUCAGUGUGAAAACGGGGCCAUCUGCGACCAUGUGAGUGGAGCCUGCACAUGUGCCCCAGGCUGGCGAGGGACCUACUGUGAAAUUGCAUGUCCAGAAGGAUUCUAUGGUACUGACUGCGCCAACAGCUGCCAGUGCGCCAAUGGUGCCAGCUGCGACCAUAUUGCUGGGACCUGCACAUGCCAAGAUGGUUGGUUAGGACCUACAUGCAAAAAAAAAUGUGAAGACAACAGAUAUGGAAGAGGCUGCAAGGAGACAUGUCUAUGUGAGAAUGGCGCCAAGUGUAACCAUGUCAGCGGGAUGUGUAUUUGUGCGCCAGGGUGGACUGGACCACGCUGUGAGCAAGCUUGCCAAGAUGGUUUUUAUGGCGAGAAAUGUCUUCAGCAAUGUAUCUGCAGACACGGAGGAAUCUGCAAUCACGUCACAGGACUCUGUAUUUGUCCUAAAGGUUGGACAGGAUUGGCAUGUGAACUGGAAUGUUCUUCAGGAAAAUUUGGAGAUGAUUGUCUGCAAAACUGCACUUGUCAAAAUGGUGGGCUAUGUGAUCAUGGCACAGGCGCUUGUAAGUGCCCAGCGGGGUGGUCUGGAGAAUCCUGUGAGACUGCCUGUCCAGCAGGGAUGUUUGGAGUCCAGUGCCUGGAGAAAUGUGAAUGUCGAUAUGGUAAUUCCUGUCACCAUAUCACCGGUGCCUGUGACUGUCCCACAGGAUGGAGAGGAAAACAUUGUGAUAAGCCUUGUCUCCCGGGCUCAUAUGGUGAUCAGUGCUCACAGCUUUGUAGCUGCCCCCAUGGAACCCCAUGUAAUCACAUCAGUGGGGAGUGUGGCUGUCCACCCGGAUUCACAGGCAAUGGAUGUGACCAAACGUGUGUUCCAGGAACUUAUGGCUUGAAUUGUGGAAAUAUAUGUCAAUGUCCUGGUCAGCAUCAAGACUGCCACCCAGUGACCGGAGAGUGUAUCUGCUCACCAGGCUACCACGGACACACGUGUCAACUAAGAUGUGCCGGUGGAUAUUAUGGCCGAAACUGUGAGCAUGAAUGCAAAUGUAAGAAUGGCGGCCAUUGUGAAGCGACUACUGGAGGGUGCCGUUGUCCGGCGGGUUACCUCGGGGCUGAUUGUGGCACUGUGUGUCCUCCAGGGAGAUACGGAAAUGGAUGCGUCCAUGUGUGUCACUGUAGUCCCAAUGGAUCCUGUGAUCAUGUGACUGGCGAUUGCGUCUGUGCGCCUGGAAGAAGAGGAAAGAACUGCGAACACGUCUGCGCCAAAAACUACUUCGGGGAAAACUGUCAGCAGAUUUGCUCCUGUAAAAAUGGCGGAUUGUGUAACCCGACCAACGGAACGUGCAGCUGUGGUCUGGGAUGGAUGGGAGUCACGUGUGAGGACGGAUGUCCUCCUGGGAAAUAUGGAGCCGGCUGUCGGAUGGAUUGUUCCUGUCUGAACAAUGGGACGUGCGACAGAGUAACUGGAACCUGUCACUGCUCCAGAGGAUUCUUUGGAAACGCAUGCCAACACCGUUGUCCCGGUGGUUUCCAUGGAAACAAAUGCCAGGAAAUGUGUGACUGUGAAAAUGGAGCAUCGUGUGACCCGGUGACGGGGACCUGCCACUGCCCAGCUGGUUUCUAUGGAGACAGAUGUGAAAAAGGCUGCAGCUCAGGGACAUUUGGAGAGAACUGUGAGAAGAUUUGUGAGUGCGAAGGGAACGGACCUUGUGACCCGGUGACUGGAGCUUGCUUUUGUCCACCUGGAAAGAUGGGAACAACCUGUGAUCUAGACUGUAGGAUAAAUCACUAUGGACCAAACUGCAGCCUGAGCUGUGAAUGUGGCUGGAACGCACAGUGCAAUGCCCUGACCGGAGGAUGUAUCUGUCUCAACCGCUUCAUAGGAACCACCUGCCAAGAGGGAGGCCCUCCCUCGCUUAUGUCAGCACAGCUACAGGCGCUUAACCAUGUACAGCCUCGACCAUCACAUCGAUCUUCAGUUAGAUAUUUAAUACAUUAAACCAAACAUUGGCCAUAGAGUCAUUCUUGGAGUAAAAUCCAUUGCAGGCACCACCAUAAAACCACUAUCUGAAUGGGAUAAUGUUCAUUUAUGUCCAUACUGGAGAGACAAUUUUGGAGGAAAGAACUUUUGAAGAUUCAUUAUUAAGGGAAGCCAAGAUUGAACAUACAUGAUGAGUUGUGCCAUGAGAAGACCACCAUUGACAUGACACUGAGGUCUUCUGUGGACCAAUGUUCCACCCCUGCUGUCUUCUGCUCUAAAACAGAACAUCAUAAACUCAUUGGCUCAAGAUACGCAAUCCUCAUUAGUCUUGAAUUAAAUAUGGACCAACAGAUCCCUGGAGACCUUGGGUUCAACAGACUUUUUUGACGUCUUAGUUCAUGACUUGUUUGCCUGAUACAUAGUUAGGGAGUCUGUUCAUGGUGACUUUAUGAGCCAGAUUCUUGAAGCUCAGCCAAAGGGUCACACGUUUGGUGACCAUAUGUCGUCUUGCAUUAUCAAAAGAAUGCCAGGUCUGAGGUUGUUGACAUCUUGCCAUCUACAAAUCUGUCCAUGUAACCGCAACACAUUUUCACCAGCUAUAUCUCUUGUAGUGUUUGGUGACAACCAAUAUGGUUGCCAAUACAGCUUCACAGUGGUUGUCACAAAGCUUUUUCAGAGCCCUAAACGGUUAAUUUUGCCUAAUGAUGCAGAAGUGUGGGAGCGGAGGAUGUAUGACUACCUGCCAUUGUCAAAUCGUCUUAGUUACAGUGGUGGCCCAUUUUGUGCCACCCACCAUUCCUAGGAACAGAUACACGGUUGCUUCAGCAGUGAAGAUAGCAGCUGAGGUCUCAGAGCAGUGAGAGUAACGAUCUUUAGUUGUGUAAGGUGUUAAUAUACAACUGGAGGGAUCGUACUCGUAGGAAAAUGUGCAAAAAAUUUUGGUGCUUUAAAAAUACACAAGCUUUUCCUUAGUACUUGAACUACUGUCCCAGAGAAGACGAGACCUUGCUGAGGCCUGCUGGCUGUAAGACGUGAUGUUUGGGUUUUGUAACUAACAGGAACUAUACUAUUUUGUGAAUUUUUAACAGCUAUUGAAAAAGGUUUUCAGCACCUCCGCUUGUGUUCAGUAAAUGGGAAAACUUUUAUACAGCUGCAGUUUGUAACUGUGUAUCACUGUAAGUAGGGCACCAGUGAAGACUUUCACACGGCAGUAUUCUGCAUCAGUAUCGUGGUACACUGUAAGGCCUCUGCAGGUUCCGUUUGCGGAACCAUUUAUUUUAAUGGUUCCGCAAAAAAACGGAAUGUACUCAGUAUGCAUUCAGUUUCCGUAUUUCCGUUCCACUAAAAGAUUAGAACUUGUCCUAUUAUUGUCCGCAA